Molecule: messenger RNA, 603 nt
Organism: Xyrauchen texanus (razorback sucker)
Lineage: Eukaryota; Metazoa; Chordata; Actinopteri; Cypriniformes; Catostomidae
Product: mitochondrial pyruvate carrier 2-like
Exons: 4
Coding region: 247-588 (113 amino acids)
Biological process (GO): pyruvate import into mitochondria
Cellular component (GO): mitochondrial inner membrane
Molecular function (GO): pyruvate transmembrane transporter activity
Source: RefSeq, a predicted model, not a curated record
UCCCCUUGCGACUACGGCGCUGGCUGAUUUUCACACGACAACAUACCAGUGAACUGCAUUAGCAAGGUCGAAAGUAGGACAAUAACGCAGACUUUGCACUAUAUGCUCGUCCAAAGGUUUUGUUGUAUCGGUUACGGGCUCUUGCCUUUUAGAAACAUCACUGUGAAAUAGCAGUUGAGUGCUUUGCACGUCCAGGCUGUAUUUUCGUUCGUACAGUGGUUGCAUUUAGCUGGUUUAGCAGUCAUCAUGGCUAUGGUGGGACUGAGAGCCUCUUAUCGCAGAAUCCUGGACAAGAUCGAGCAUAUGCUCCCGGCUAAACUGAGACCUGUUUAUAACCACCCAGCAGGUCCAAAGACUGUGUUCUUCUGGGCACCAAUGUUUAAAUGGGGUCUGGUGUUAGCUGGCUUAGCAGACAUGAGACGUCCAGCAGAUAAACUCAGUACCUCCCAGUCUGCUGUAUUGACAGCCACAGGUCUUAUUUGGUCCAGGUAUUCCCUGGUUAUAAUACCCAAGAACUGGAACCUCUUUGCUGUAAAUUUCUUUGUUGGAAGUGCAGGAGGAUCUCAGCUCUACAGAAUAUGGCAGUGAGUACUCCACCUUUCU